Galeopterus variegatus (Sunda flying lemur) is the source of this 336-nucleotide messenger RNA. RefSeq names its product guanine nucleotide-binding protein G(I)/G(S)/G(O) subunit gamma-10-like. NCBI's taxonomy places the organism in Eukaryota, Metazoa, Chordata, Mammalia, Dermoptera, Cynocephalidae. The annotation marks the transcript as partial. The record is from RefSeq and is a predicted model, not a curated record. The transcript is spliced from 3 exons. Gene Ontology annotation, molecular function: G-protein beta-subunit binding. Gene Ontology annotation, cellular component: heterotrimeric G-protein complex. Gene Ontology annotation, biological process: G protein-coupled receptor signaling pathway.
AUCGCGCGGGCCUACCGCCAGCUGGCCCGGCGCUACCACCCCGACCGCUACCGGCCCGAGCCCGACGACGAGGGCCCGGGGCGGACGCCGCAGAGCGCCGAGCAGGCUUUCUUGCUGGUGGCGACUGCCUACGAGACUCUCAAGGUCUCUCAGGCAGCAGCAGAGCUUCAACAGUACUGCAUGCAGAAUGCCUGCAAGGAUGCCCUGCUGGUCGGUGUUCCAGCCGGAAGCAACCCCUUCCGGGAGCCUAGAUCCUGUGCUUUAUUCUGAAAACUGUAGGGAAGAAGUUCGCUGAGGAAUGCCUUUCAGCACAAAGUGGUGAAUGACUGCCUCCAA